AUGGGACCAGAACGCCCUCUGCCCUGCUCGCCAGAGUUCGAGACCUCGGAACAAUAUGUCGACUCACUACUGGACUUUAUCGGCACCUCUGAAUUGCUACAAGCUCUGUGUGGUGGUGUUCACGUGCUCGACUUCUUCACACGAAAGCCCGAUCUUUAUAGCCUGGUAAUAGACCCGGAUUGGCGAUCUUUCUUCCGAUCACACAAUAUCAUGGACAUAUUGGAUCUGCUCAUGCGUGAGAACUUGGACGUUUUCGACAUUGGAACAGAUUCAUGGAGAGAAGGCCCUGUGCCACCAGCAUCUUUGUUGCAAUAUAUCAAGCAAAUCAGGAAGUUGUCUCUACGACGUGAACAUACUCCGAUCGACAGAAGGGCUCAAAAAGGAGCCAAUGGACCAAAAACUACACACACCCUGGCUCGCCAAGUAGCAGUUGGCAUGAAUGUCAAAAAGAUCCACGAAGUUGAUAAUUUUUGCCGCUAUCUAGACAAACUGACCACUGAGAUCGCCGAUUCUACAGACCGGGAGAUCACCCAUCUGGUCGAUUUCGGAGCCGGUCAGAAUUACCUGGGUAGAGCGCUGGCAUCCGAACCUUACAACAAACACAUCAUUGCUUUGGAGAGCAGAGCACACAACAUCGAGGGAGCAAGAAACUGGGACGUGCUUGCCAAACUAGCUCCCAAGCAACCGACAAUGGUCAAUAAGAAGGAGUGGAGGGUUCGGCAACAAGCGAUGGCUGAACAAGGAAUCUCCGAGAAGGAAGCUCAGAAAACGGAUCUCAAAGGGAAAAGAGGCUUCCACGCAGAAACCCCUGCCGCACCUCAGGAGGAACCAGCACAAGCGACGCUCAAAAUCUCGAAUUCAGGGGUCGGCAGCAUCCAAUACGUCGAACACUACAUCAAAGAUGGCGAUCUUUCGCGUGUGGUGCCUCAGAUCGUGGAUCAAGACGCUAUCCGCGAGAAAGUGACCCCAGACCUCGAGGCAGCCGCGACACGGCCACCUUCCUCGAAACAGCUGCCAGACAACUUUGUUGAAGGAAACCUCCAAAUCGACAAUUCUAUCAAAGCCCAAGACCCACGUCUUCUCGUCAUCUCUCUGCACAGCUGUGGUAACUUGGUCCACCAUGGCAUCCGUUCUCUUCUUGUGAACCCCUCAGUCUCUGCUGUUGCUCUAGUUGGAUGUUGCUACAACUUGAUCACCGAACGUCUGGGGCCUCCAACCUACAAACUCCCCUCCCUACGUUCAAACCACCCACGCCUAACCCAAACCGCAGAAGCCCACGACCCCCACGGCUUCCCAAUGUCCGCUCGUCUCUGCACCCAAAACACCUCAAGUGGAGAGGGCGUACGUCUCAACAUCACAGCCCGCAUGAUGGCAGUCCAAGCACCCCAAAACUGGGGCAAAAAGGACUCUGAAGACUUUUUCAAACGCCACUUCUACCGUGCUUUGUUGCAGAGAAUCUUCAUGGAUAAAGGUAUCGUGCCAGCUCCAGCGCCCGCCGAUGUCGAAAACAAUAACGGAAGUCCAUUGGGUUGGUCGGCGGGCGGUGGCACUGCACCCAUCAUCCUGGGCUCGCUGAGGAAAUCCUGCUAUGAGAGUUUCGUUUCUUACGUGCGUGGUGCGUUGGAGAAACUCGUCAAUGACCCUACUCGCGGAGAGCAGUUUACAGAGAAGAUGGCUAGUAUGAGUGAUGAGGAAAUUCGUGAAUAUGAGGCAGACUUCGAGGAGAGAGGAAAGGAAUUGAGUGUGAUGUGGAGUUUGAUGGCUUUCAGUGCUGGUGUCAUUGAAGCUGCUAUUGUGGUUGAUAGAUGGUUGUUCCUUAAGGAGCAGGAUGAGGUUGCUGAUGCGUGGGUAGAGCCGGUGUUUGAAUUCAAGCACAGUCCAAGGAAUUUGGUGGUGGUUGGCAUCAAGAAGUAA
Molecule: messenger RNA, 1914 nt
Organism: Aureobasidium namibiae CBS 147.97
Lineage: Eukaryota; Fungi; Ascomycota; Dothideomycetes; Dothideales; Saccotheciaceae
Exons: 2
Coding region: 1-1914 (637 amino acids)
Source: RefSeq, a predicted model, not a curated record